AGAUUUUCUCCCGAAAAACUACGAAUAAUUAUUACGAUUAUCGCAAAAUUGAACACGAAAAUCAUUACAAAAUCUUUUAUUAUUAACAAUAGUGAUAAUAAUAAAAUUGUUGUUUCAUCCAAAUGUAUUUUGAUACCAGUGUACUAUCGUACAUUUGAGACGUUCCUUUUACCGGGAAGGUGAGGCUGUUAUUCCAAAUUCGCCAUGUUUUUUCGACCAUGACAGUCGAACAGUCGGCUCUUCCACCAGAUACACAGAAGGUGCGAGAGCGACUUGAACAAGAUUUUGCCCAAAUAAGGGAGUUUACAGGGGUAGGAGAUCCCAAAAUAAUCAACAAGGCUAUCCAGACAUGCACGUCCUCUGCUGGACAAUACAAUGUAGAGGACGUCAUUAAUAUGCUUUUACCAGAUAGUAACAAACAACAAAUGGCAGUGAUACCGAGUACCGUGACUGCUCUAGCGGAGGGUGGGGAGCAGACUGCAGGUAACAAACCACCUCCUCAAACUGAGACCAGCGCAACUCAAGGUUCUGAGGCUGCAGCUGGGAAUGACAGCAUUGAAAAUGAUGAUAUUCAAAAAGCCAUUGAAGCAAGCUUGCAAGAAUCGCAGGGAAUUCUGGGAGGUCAGAUCCUCUCUCGGGAAGAACAGGACAUAAGCAGGAUUCUUGAACAGAGUAUGCUAGAAACAAAGGCUGGGAUCAAGAGGAAAAGAGGGGAUAUUUGGUUUGUUGACCCAUUGAACCCUCACGAGCGUAAACGAGAUGAUAAUUGCCCCGUUGGUUUGAAGAAUGUUGGAAAUACAUGCUGGUUUAGUGCAGUUGUCCAGUGCUUGUUCCAAAUACCAAAAUUCCGACACUUGGUUUUAAAUUUUGUGGCUCCUACAGACCUUUCUCAGGGUAGCACCCAGGAAAGACGCAACCUUUUGUUCAUGCAGGAGUUGCGUCAGUUGUUUGCUUUGAUGAUUGGCUCUAAGAGGAAGUACGUGGAUCCAUCUAAAGCUGUGGAGAUUCUCAAAGAAGCCUUCACUUCUACCAGCUCAGCAGGGGCUUCUGACUGUCAACAGGAUGUUAGUGAGUUCCAACAUAAACUCUUAGAGUGGUUAGAAGAUGCGUUCAAGUCAGAUCGUUCCCGACCCUCUUCCCCAGCAGAGAGCCCCAGCACUGCUGGAGAGACAUCUAAUCCCACCAGCCACAACCCCAUGGUGGAUCUCUUCUAUGGUCAAUUCAGGUGUGAGGGAAUGUACGAAGGAAAUGACUUCUCGAAGCAAGAGACAUUUGGACAAUACCCAUUAAGUGUGAAUGGCUUUAAGGAUGUACAUGAGAGUCUAGAAGCUGCAACUGCACAACUUGAAAUUGAGACUGUCAAUGGUGGCAUUGGAGACAAUAAAAAGAACACAUAUCAAGAGCAAUGGUUUACCAGGCUGCCCCCUGUUCUCACAUUUGAGCUUUCACGUUUCAAAUUUAACACAGCUUUAGGCAGACCAGAGAAGAUCCACAACAAACUCUCUUUCCCUGAGACCAUAUACAUGGAUAGGUAUAUGGAGGGAAAUAAAGGAAUCACUAGGCAGAGAAGGGAGGAAGUGAAAAGCCUUAAAGAGCAACUACUUCAGCUACAAACCAAAUUAGACAAGUUUACUAAUUAUGGCUCUGGACCCAAAAGGUUCCCACUCCAAGAUGUGUUGCAGUAUGCUUUAGAGUUUGCACAGUCAAAUAAAGAAGGAGAAUCAUCGCCGUCAAAGUCUGAAGCUUUGCCAUCGACACCCCCUAAUGUAGAUAAAGACCAGGAUGUUGAUAUGGAUUCUCCGCAGUCAUCAUCAAGUAUGCAGACAGAUUCUCCUGGUGUUACACCUACAAAACAACCAGCCCCUCAUCCUGAUGUUGUCAUGACAACUCCCACCCCCAAGUCGCCACCAUUUAGUAGAAAUAUGCCCCUUGUGUUCCAUCCUGCCCCUCGGCAUGUCUCAGCUCAGGAGCUGCGGGUGCUUGAGACUUGUUUACAUAGGUGGCGCACUGAGGUCGAAGCUGAUGUUAAAGAGUUACAAGACAGUAUAAACAGCCUUGAUGACAGUGUCAGCAGUAUGUACAGUGAUAUUGAAAUGAAGAAGUUUGCUUAUCGUCUCCAUGCAGUUCUAGUUCACGAAGGUCAGGCCACCCUGGGUCAUUACUGGGCGUAUAUAUAUGACAAACAUAAAAAGGUCUGGUGUAAAUACAAUGAUAUUGCAGUCAUUGAGACUACGUGGGAGGACAUAUUACGUGAGAGCAUGGGAGGAUACCAUAAUGCAAGUGCUUACUGCUUGAUGUACCUGGAUUGCAGUAAGGAGGCAUAUAUUGAAGAUGGUGAGAAAAGUGCUAGCUUGCUCUCACUGGAUUCUCUGCCAGCAGAUCUCAUGGAGUUUGUGAAAGAAGACAACUGCAAGUUUGGAGCAGAGAUUCAAGAGUGGGAUAAAAAGUUAUUAGAAAAGCAAAAUGUUGAUAAUGACUGUACUAUAGUGGCUGAGAAAAAAGCGAGCACUAUAUCAACCCAGACUUUACCAAAACCUGUCCCAAAGCAACCACCCUUAGCCAUGAUACACGCACAAUUAGCCCUCACUGAUACAAUGAAUGUAGUUGAGGGGGUCGUCGAUGAACUCACCAAACGAGAACAAAUGUCAGAUGCAGACCCUAAGUUGGAUGAACUGUUUGUUCAAGCGUGCAAUGAAGAACUAAAAAGAUUACAGGGCCUGUCUACAAGGGCGAAGAAUGAAGUCCCUAAAGAUGACCAGAGACUUGCGCAUCUGAUCGUUUACCUUUUGGCUAAUGGGGUGGGCAAUCCAAUCAUCACCAGAGUCAUCUAUGAACAUUUUACCUAUCUGCAGAUCCUUGCCAAUGAUGAAAAGUGUGCUAGAGUGAAAAGGAAGGCACAGUGCAGCUUAGACACUCAAAUUAAAUCAAAGUUCCAGCCAGAUUCUAAGCAUGAACAGAUGUAUAAGAAACUCCAGGAUGACUAUAAUUUCUUCAGACGCACAGUGCAGUACUUUAUCUUAGGUUUAGACCACUUUCAUAAUGAAAAGUAUGAAGAAUCUCUCAGAUAUUUGCUCAGUGCAAUCCACCUGAACAAGCAGUUGAUGGCCAAUUCAGAUAGGAUGAAAGGCCUUGACUGGAAGCUAUUAUAUUAUUAUAGGAGGCAGAGUCUGCUGCAUAUUCACGAGAUAGCAUCACAACAGUUUGAAUCUGAUGAGAAUAUUGAUGUUUUGACGGUGAUGUGUGACUUGGUGAUCCCUUGCCUAUACCAUCUCAACAAUACACCAUUCAAAGAUGAUGAACAAGCUCUGGAAGAAAUCAGGGAGAAAUGGUGCCAGUUCUUAGGUCUAAGCUUCUCUAGUAAGGAAAAGACAGAAAAGCUUCAAGAUUUUCUACAAAAACUUUUAGAUGCAUCAGAAAAACAUACUGUUGUUAAACUAGCCCCUGUAAACAGACCUCAAGAUAGUAGUGACCUUAUAAACCAAUACAGAAGAGUUAUUAGUGUUUCAAUCAAAAAUGGUGACUACGAAGCUGCCAUGAACAGUAAAUGAUC
Molecule: messenger RNA, 3550 nt
Organism: Owenia fusiformis
Lineage: Eukaryota; Metazoa; Annelida; Polychaeta; Sabellida; Oweniidae
Source: the annotation of a GenBank genome assembly